ACACACUAUGGAGCCUUUUUGCAUUGCUGGGUCAGACUGGGCGUGUUACCAGAUUGAUCAAUGUGACAUGAUGAUGUAUUCACUGGAGCAUGAAAUACUUAUGGCAGAACUAGCUGACUGGAAUCUCACCUUGUUUUUUUUACUUUUGUUAAUUAAUAUUUCUAAUUAUUCACAUUAGAAGACAUUUGAUCACAAACUAUUCUCCUUUCUCAAAACUUUUUUUUUCAGUCAAUAAGCUGCAACAGCUGAAAUAAUGAUAUUCCCACAAUGCAACAGAGCUGCUUUCCUUUUGUUUUCUGAAUCAAGUGAUUGUUCUUUCAAAGAGGCAGCAUCACUCUCUAUAUUUUAAUGCUGACACUUUUUUUUUUUUUGGAAUUCAUAAUACAAUUUCGGUUGCUCUGAAAUGAUUUCAGCUAUUAGUGAUGGACUUAGUUAAAGAAAGUACCGUCUGUCUGAACACAGUAUUUCAUUGUAAAGAGAUUCUUACUCUGAAGAAGCCAAUAGAGCUUUUUGUCAUUGUGUGCAUUUAGUAAAGUAACUGAAGUAAAUGAUAUUGAAGCAGAAUCAGGGGAGCGAAGAGGCAGUGCGCCCUCUUCUGUUUGCAGCCAGAAACAACAUCCAAGCUUCACCUGAGUGCUCACAUGAGAACAUGUGGAACCUGAAGCAGCCUGCAGCUCUCAGAUGGUAUGAACACUGAGAAUAAGACGUUGUGUGUGAGGACGAGCCACGAGCAGGAAGCAGGCUGCUUUUUGUUCAAAUGCUGCAGCAUAUGCUUUGGCCAGAAAGCAGCAUUUGUUCUGCCUGGUGUGUAUGGGCUAAUUAAGUGAAGUGUUAUUCUGAUGGUUUUCACUCACUUCAUAUUCAUCAUUUGCGUUCUGAUAUUGAACACGAACUGUUAUGCAUGCAGCAACACUUUGAAUAUUGCCAAGAAAUUUGCAGGCUGGGACACAUACACGUGUGUGUGUGUGUGUGUUUGUGUGUUUGCUGAAGCCAGGCUAGCACCUCCUCCAUAGAAAGACAUGUGGACAGGGACAGACAGACAGACAGGGACAGACAGACAGACAGGGACAGACAGACACACAAGGUGCAGAGAGGAGGAUCUGCAGCUGGAGGAAACAGCUGUCAGGUCACACUGUCUCCUUGGAUCACAUUGAUUUUAUAGAUUUAAUGAAGAAAGGGAAUCUGGAUUCAAACAACAACAUUUCUAACAUGGGAAAAAGCGAAAUGCACAAUAAUAACAAAAAAAUGAAGAACAUAAUGAACCCUGAACAUUUUCUUUUUUCUUUCCUCCACAUACAAUAUAUUGCACAGACAUCUGCACUGUACCUAUCUCGCUGAUGCACAUAGAAGCAUGUGAGGUCGCUUGAUAUAUAUUGACAUUUCUUGACUUUCAUGGGAGAUGAAUUGUUUUUUCCAGAUGUAUUAAUAAAUAUACUCACUAGGUUUGAAAUGCAGAACAUCAUUUCUAUGAGACGCAUUUAGAGCUGCGUCUGUGCUCUUAAAGAUUGAAUACUCUUUGAUUACUGGGGUCAUGAGAUUUUUUGGUCCUUAAAAUAGGGUCCGAAACAUAAAGAAAUAAGGAAAGAGAGGACUAAACAAUGACUAACCAGCUCUUCUCUCCUGUUCCCUGCUGGCUCGCAGCGCUGAGCUGUAACGAGAACGACGGGGAGUCCAUGGACCGGGACUCACAGUACAGCUCCAGUCAGAAGACCAAGCGCAUGCGGACGUCCUUCAAGCACCACCAACUGAGGACCAUGAAGUCCUACUUCGCCAUCAACCACAACCCAGACGCCAAGGACCUCAAGCAGCUUGCCCAGAAGACGGGCCUCACCAAGCGGGUCUUACAGGUCUGGUUCCAAAAUGCUCGGGCCAAGUUCAGGAGGAACCUGCUGCGGCAGGAGAGCACCGGGGGGGACAAGGCAUCGGACGGCUCCACGCUGCAGGGCGGGACGCCGUCGGGCCCGGUCUCGGAGAUCUCCAACGCUUCCAUGAGCCCCUCCAGCACCCCCACCACCCUGACAGACUUGACCAACCCCACCAUGCCCACUGUCACCUCCGUGCUCACCUCCGUGCCGGGCGGCAUGGACGUCCACGAGUGCCGGAGCCCCACACAGACCACGCUGACCAGCCUCUUCUGAUGGACGGAGCCGCCUUCACCACAGCCUCACCGCUACCCCUCCCCCCCCACAUUUCCGCUCCACACUACUGGAUCUAAAACUGAGCAUUGUUGACUACUUCGAUUAGAAAAGAGAAGGUAACGGAAACAUUAAAAAGAUUAUUUCACUCUGCUCUGAGCCCAUUAGAGACUAUUUGCAUAGUGAGGCGGCCGAGCCUUACAGUUGGAACAGUUGUCGUUAUUUUGAUGUUGUUGUCUUGUCGAGAACUGAGGAGACUUGAUUUGUAUUUUUCAAUGUUUACAGAAAGAGACUGCGGGGAAAAAGAAACUGCUUAAUUUUUAAUUCAUUCAUUUUUCCAGCACAGUAUUUAUGUUGUUGUACAAGAGUCACUGUUAGAAGGAUUGUAAAAAAUCUUUUUUGAAAAUCUGAGAUUAAACACAGGUUACAAUAUCCUACGACUGCCAUGUGCCUUACAGUCCAUUCUAUCGAUCAGACACCAAUGAUCAACUCGGAAGAGAGUGUAGGGGGAAUGACUUAUUGUGUGUGUGUGUGUGCGUGUGUGUGUGUGUGUUAUGGUUAGCUCCAUGUUUUGUGUGUGUGUCCGCACAUGUGUAGUUUACUUACAUUGAUAAACAUUCUGCUUUGAUUUCAAAUGUUCCUGAUGAGUUACUAAUUAUAUUUAAUAUAGUUUAAUAAGAAUAAUUAAAGUAAUUAUUCUCUUCGUCUAGAAUCUUUUUCCCCAUCUUGUCAGGAAGCAAAUUGAAGGCCUUUACACACCGGGAGCGUCUUUUUCUGUUUGUAUUGCACAACAUGUUGUUUUGAACUGUUAUUCUUGUCAUAAAUGCUUUAACACCAACUCAGCAGGUUGUGCAGAACAGGUUGAGUUGCACCUAUAUUAAUAAAAGAGAACGCAGAGGCGUUCAUUCGUCCCCCGCUGUGUGUGAAGGCCUUUAAGCAGAGUUGAAAGCUGCUGUGCAUGAGGACACAGUGUUGAAUGCACUGUUAGCCGAACACAUGCAGGUCAACCAAGACAGGGACAUUUCAGACAUAAAUCUUAGACUUUUAAUGUGAAUUCCCUACCAAAUGCAUUUAUUUAUUUAUUAUUAAGACAUUAUUUAGCUUUCAAUAGUCUUAUUUGUCAUUUUGCAUCCCUGCCCCGUGCACUGAUGAGGCUACUGUUUUUAGCUUGUAGGGUAAAACAACAAUAAUCCACAUAUUACAUUACAAUAAGACAAACUCUGCUGUUCUUCCCUGUGCACAGACAAUUUAAGUUUUAAACCAGUAACAUCAUCUGAAACAUUUUAAGUGAAAAAUAUCUAUUGUUAGGGUGUCCCUCAAGAUAAAUCCAAGAAUAGCUUUCAUUAGUAGUGAAAUUAGGCAGAAUUAUCUCACAUUAACCUGUUCAAGGAAGGUUGAGUUCAGAUGGUCUGUGCAGGCGGAGGAGAGCUGCUGGUGCGACCCACGGAUCAGUCCCAGACUGCUGUCGUCAUCCUGAUUGAGCUCCUCUUGCUGUGCAGCGUUUGCCCAUUCUUGUGCACAUCCCCUGGAAAGAAAUGAAUCUCUAUUCAUUUUAACACUUUCUUUUCCAAGAUAUCUGUACACAGAGAGGUGCAUUGCUCUGCUUGCUCAAAGGUAUUUGAGCAAGUAUUUGUGACCAGAGCUAUGGGUGGUAUUGCAUGUAUAAAUCCAUCCUAAACAGGAGUUUUGAUACAUUUCUGCAUCUUGUAUUUUUCCCACUUCGGUGUGGUGAAAAAUUUAGGAUGUCAAUACAGGAAAGGUUAGAGGAAACCAUUCCACUAAAAAGCCCCAACAUUGAAAUCAUGGCAGCAGACAAAAAACACCUCAGACAUUCAUCUUUUUUGAUUUGUUGACUUUUUUUCGUGCUUUUUCUUCCACUGAAAUGCAAACCAGACAGCCGAUACAUUAUGUUUCAAUUUGCUUUGAAGGCAGUGAGUUGACAUCACUCACACUGUGUGGGGUGGCCUACAAGGCCCUGGUGGCUUCGCUGUCUUUCUUUAAAUAUUUGACAUUGUGAAGACAGACGGUCAUGGGAAAAGCAGGUUGACCCCCAGCAGAGAUCCCUGGCCCAAUCAAAAUUGAGCCUUCAAUUUUUGGUUUGGUCAUAUUUCUAACAGCGGCAGCACAGACCUCUACACAGGGAGGCUUUUUUUUUUUGUUCAACUGUUUUUUGUUGUUCUUUUCACAUGGAAUCCAAAUAUUUUGCAGGAAAAAAGCGACUUCACGAGAGUGAAGGCAUCACAUUGUGAGAAACGGGUUGAGGUGCCACUAUAAGUGUUAUAAAACAACAACAAGAAAGCUCCCUAGUCCGAACCAA
This is a messenger RNA of Anarrhichthys ocellatus (wolf-eel), 4452 nucleotides long. Its product is annotated as LIM/homeobox protein Lhx2-like. The coding region runs from base 1599 to 2138 and encodes 179 amino acids. The record is from RefSeq and is a predicted model, not a curated record. The transcript has 2 exons. Gene Ontology annotation, cellular component: nucleus. Lineage: Eukaryota; Metazoa; Chordata; Actinopteri; Perciformes; Anarhichadidae. Gene Ontology annotation, molecular function: RNA polymerase II transcription regulatory region sequence-specific DNA binding; DNA-binding transcription factor activity, RNA polymerase II-specific. Gene Ontology annotation, biological process: regulation of transcription by RNA polymerase II; neuron differentiation.